This is a messenger RNA of Trichosporon asahii var. asahii CBS 2479, 1038 nucleotides long. RefSeq names its product thioredoxin reductase. The coding region runs from base 1 to 1038 and encodes 345 amino acids. Lineage: Eukaryota; Fungi; Basidiomycota; Tremellomycetes; Trichosporonales; Trichosporonaceae. Gene Ontology annotation, molecular function: thioredoxin-disulfide reductase (NADPH) activity. The record is from RefSeq and is a predicted model, not a curated record. Gene Ontology annotation, cellular component: cytoplasm. The transcript is spliced from 2 exons. Gene Ontology annotation, biological process: removal of superoxide radicals.
AUGGCCCCCGUCCCCUUCAAGGUCCAGGACCCGCCCACGAACGGCCCCCGUUCGACCAAGAAGCACUCCGAGGUCGUUAUCAUCGGCUCCGGUCCUGCCGGUCACACCGCCGCCAUCUACCUCGCGCGUGCCAACCUGCACCCCGUCAUGUACGAGGGCAUGCUCGCCAACGGCUUCGCUCCCGGUGGCCAGCUCACGACGACCACUGACGUCGAGAACUUCCCCGGUUUCCCGGAGGGUGUCACCGGCCCCGAGAUGAUGGACAAGUUCCGCGCCCAGUCUGAGCGUUUCGGCACUGAGAUCAUCACCGAGACCGUCGCCAAGGUCGACCUCUCCAUCCGCCCCUUCAAGUACUGGGUCGAGGGCGAGGAGGCCGAGGAGGACUUCAUGACUGCUGAUACCAUCAUCAUCGCCACCGGUGCUUCGGCCAAGCGCAUGCACCUCCCCGGUGAGGACAAGUACUGGCAGAGCGGUAUCUCGGCCUGCGCUGUUUGUGACGGUGCCGUCCCCAUCUUCCGCAACAAGCCCCUCGCUGUCGUUGGUGGUGGUGACUCUGCCGCCGAGGAGGCCAUGUACCUUACCAAGUACGGCUCGAUCGUCCACGUCCUCGUCCGUCGUGAUGAGCUGCGUGCGUCGAAGAUCAUGGCGAAGCGUCUCCUUUCGAACCCGAAGAUCAAGGUCGAGUGGAACACUGUCCCGAUCGAGGCCACCGGCGACGACGACCUCCUCACCGGCCUCGUCCUGAAGGACACCAAGACUGGCGAGACGCGCACGCUGCCCGUGAACGGUCUCUUCUACGCCAUCGGCCACAUCCCCGCCACCUCGCUCGUCAAGGGCCAGGUCGAGACGGACGCCGACGGCUACAUCGUCACCAUCCCCGGCACUGCCGAGACGAGCGUCAAGGGCGUCUUUGCCGCCGGUGACGUCCAGGACAAGCGAUACCGCCAGGCCAUCACCUCGGCCGGCUCUGGAUGCAUGGCCGCGCUCGAGGCCGAGCGCCUCCUCGCCGAGGAGGAGGACGAGAAGCCCAAGAACUGA